Molecule: messenger RNA, 792 nt
Organism: Spirodela intermedia
Lineage: Eukaryota; Viridiplantae; Streptophyta; Magnoliopsida; Alismatales; Araceae
Source: the annotation of a GenBank genome assembly
AUGCAUUCGCUGCCGUCUCCCGCCUUCUCUCUCUCCCUUCUCUUCCUCAUCGCACUCCCAUGGUGCCACGCCGCAGGGCCCCUCGCAGAAUACUGCAACAGUUGGAGUGUCACUCCAGAGGCCUCCGAGAUCAUAGCCCGCUUGCUGGCUACCCUCCAAUCCAAGGCUCCCUCGGGGGGAUUCUACACUACCUCCGCUGGCAGAGUAAAAAACAGGGCAUACGGUCUCGCCCAGUGUCGACAGGACGUGAGCGUCCCUGGUUGCAGAGCCUGCCUCAAGGACGCCGCGGUGCAGCUUCCAGAGCGCUGCCCCGCCGAGGCCGAAGCCUGGAUGUGGUUCGACCACUGCUUGGUGCACUACGGAACGCGGCCCUUCCGCGGAGAGCUUGACAUCAGCUACGGCGUCGUCGAUUCGAACGAGACUAACGUGACGGAGAACGCGGUGGAGCAGCAGAGGUUCAACCGGGAUCUGCGGUCGCUGAUGGGCAAGGUGCGGGCGCAGGCUGCGGCACGGCGGAACCUCGGCCUAGGGAGGGGCCAGACUAAGUUUUCCCCCAACGUGACGAUAUACGCGCUGGCACAGUGCACACGAGACCUGCCGCCUCUGGCGUGCUCCAAUUGCAUCUCAAGCGCCAGUGGCGACUUUCCCGAAUUCUGCCUGCACAAGAAAGCAUGCCGAGCUCUCUACAGCGGCUGUUACGUCCGCUACGAGCUCUAUCCUUUCUUCUUCCCCCUCGCUGUCGGCUCUUCCAGGGCGUCGGAGCCCUCCGUCUCCGUCGUAAUCUCCCCAUAG